CUAAUAUAUGCAAUCUUAAGAUUCGAUUUUAGCAAUAAAAUAGCUGGUAAAUAAUUUUUCCCAAAAAUGGUAUUUUUUCGAUAAUUUUCCCAGACUAUCAACAAAAUCCAAGAAACCGAAGCGCCAACCCAAAUUCUGAGCAGUCUCAACAUAAUAAGGUUAAUAUCCCCAAGAAUCGCGCGGUGUCGAAAUGAAAUUGCGACUGUCGAAAUGAAUUAGAAUCAGGCCCCAGGUGGGAACACAAAAAAACCAACUGUGAAAGUGUCACGUCUGACAGCUACUGCUGGCUCAGCUGUCCAGCCGCUGUGGUCGUCCGAACGCACCCUACAAUCGAUGAAAAGCCCUAUUGUUUCCAUAUUUCCAUUGGGUGCAUUCAGCAGACACAAUCGCUAACUAAUCGAUUAGUGAUUUUCUGCUGAAUGCCACAUAAAUUGUGACAUUCAGCAUGUAAAUCACAAAUCGAUUACUAAUCGAUUACUUAGCGAUUGCGUCUGCUGAAUGCACCCAUUGUUUCUGUUUCAUUUUUCAUUUUUCAUUGUUGAUUGUUCGGUGAUUGUUCGAUUGUUGCUGUUUGUAUUGAAAUCAAGUUUAAUCUAAUAAUAAAAUGGAAGUAAAACAAGAAUUUAAUGAGGAGACGUCUAAAAUAGAAAUAGAGUCUAACGACUUAGAUCAUGAUGAUGCUCUUCUAGAUCUAGAUGUCUUUAAAUGUGAAAUUAAGGAAGAAUCAAAUAGCAAAAGUACACAUGGCACAUGUGAUUAUUUAGACUUAAAGGAAAUUCCUACAAAUGAAAUACACCAAGAGAGAAAUAAACUAAACCCAUUUGAAGAAAACCAACAAACUGAAAAAGGCUUUAAAUGUGACAUUAAGGAGGAAUCCAAUACCCAAAGUACACAUGACGCAUGUGAUUAUUUUGACUUAAAGGAAAUUCCUAGAAAUACUGAAAUACACCAAGACGGAAAUAAACUAAACCUGUUUGAAGAAAACCAAAAAACUGAAAAAGGUUUUACUCAGGAGGAGAAUAAAAUAGAAGGUAUGGAAACAGUUUGUGAACAUUCAUCCCACAACCAACACUAUUCGAGUCGACACGCCAAAGGAAAAACUGUAAAUAAAAAUAUAAAAGUUCAGACUAGAGAGGGACCUUACAAAUGUGAGAUUUGUUUCAAACAGUUUUCUAAAACACAUUAUUUGAAACAACAUUUAAGAAGGCACACUGGAGGAAAACCUCACAAGUGUGAAAUUUGUUUUCAGCAGUUUAGUGAAACAAGUACUUUAAAAAGACAUUUGAGAGUGCACACUGGAGAGAAACCUCACAAGUGUAAAAUCUGUUUCAAGCAGUUUAGUCAAGCAGGUACUUUAAAAAAACAUUUGAGAGUGCACACGGGAGAAAAACCUCACAAGUGUGAAAUCUGUUUUAAGCAGUUUAGUCAAGCAGGACAUUUGAAAAAACAUUUGGGAGUGCACACUGGAGAAAAACCUCACAAGUGUGAAAUUUGUUUUAAGCAGUUUAUUGAAGCAGGUGAUUUGAAAAAACAUUUGAGAGUGCACACUGGAGAAAAACUCCACAAGUGUGAAAUUUGUUUUCAGCAGUUUAGUGAAACAAGUACUUUGAAAAGACAUUUGAGAGUGCACACUGGAGAAAAACCUCACAAGUGUAAAAUCUGUUUUAAGCAGUUUAGUCAAGCAGGACAUUUGAAAAAACAUUUGGGAGUGCACACUAGAGAAAAACCUCACAAGUGUAAAAUCUGUUUUCUGCAGUUUAGUCAAGCAAGACAAUUGAAAAAACAUUUGAGAGUGCACACUGAACUCCACAAGUGUGAAAUUUGUUUUCAGCAGUUUAGUGAAACAAGUACUUUAAAAAGACAUUUGAGAGUGCACACUGGAGAGAAACCUCACAAGUGUAAAAUCUGUUUCAAGCAGUUUAGUCAAGCAGGUACUUUAAAAAAACAUUUGAGAGUGCACACGGGAGAAAAACCUCACAAGUGUGAAAUCUGUUUUAAGCAGUUUAGUCAAGCAGGACAUUUGAAAAGACAUUUGGGAGUGCACACUGGAGAAAAACCUCACAAGUGUGAAAUUUGUUUUAAGCAGUUUAUUGAAGCAGGUGAUUUGAAAAAACAUUUGAGAGUGCACACUGGAGAAAAACCUCACACGUGUGAAAUCUGUUUUAAGCAGUUUAGUCAAGCAGGACAUUUGAAAAAACAUUUGAGAGUGCACACUGGAGAAAAACUCCACAAGUGUGAAAUUUGUUUUCAGCAGUUUAGCGAAACAAGACAAUUAAAAAAACAUUUGAGAGUGCACACUGGAGAAAAACCUCACAAGUGUGAAAUCUGUUUUCAGCAGUUUAGUCAAGCAAGACAAUUGAAAAAACAUUUGAGAGUGCACACUGGAGAAAAACUCCACAAGUGUGAAAUUUGUUUUCAGCAGUUUAGUGAAACAAGUACUUUGAAAAGACAUUUGAGAGUGCACACUGGAGAAAAACCUCACAAGUGUAAAAUCUGUUUCAAGCAGUUUAGUCAAGCAGGUACUUUAAAAGAACAUUUGAGAGUGCACACGGGAGAAAAACCUCACACGUGUGAAAUCUGUUUUAAGCAGUUUAGUCAAGCAGGACAUUUGAAAAGACAUUUGGGAGUGCACACUGGAGAAAAACCUCACAAGUGUGAAAUUUGUUUUAAGCAGUUUAUUGAAGCAGGUGAUUUGAAAAAACAUUUGAGAGUGCACACUGGAGAAAAACCUCACAAGUGUGAAAUCUGUUUUAAACAGUUUAGUGAAGCAGGUACUUUAAAAAAACAUUUGAGAGUGCACACGGGAGAAAAACCUCACAAGUGUGAAAUCUGUUUUCAGCAGUUUAGUCGAGCAGGUGAUUUGAAAAGACAUUUGAGAGUACACACUAGAGAAAAACCUCACAAGUGUGAAAUCUGUUUUAAGCAGUUUAGUCGACUUGGAAGUUUGAAAAGACAUUUGACAGUGCACACUGGAGAAAAACCUCACAAGUGUGACAUCUGUUUUCAGCAGUUUAGUCGAGUAGAAAAUUUGAAAAGACAUUUGAGAGUGCACACUGGAGAAAAUAUUUGCUAAGUAUGAAAUUUGCUUUACUUAGUUUACUAUAAUAACGGAUUAAAUAAAACAUUUGAGAUAGUGUGUAGAUGUCUUUACGGUUUGUUAAACACACGAUUUACAAAAAAAACAUCCAAAUUACUGAACCUGCGUUUCUUCUAGUGCUGAGCACAACAGUCUAAUCCAAGCUCACGGUUUCUCUAAAUGAACGAACAGUCCAACGUUUAGCCAAUUCUUCGCAAUGAUAGAAAGAGUGAACAUUUGGCUACUACAAGCGGGUAACUUUUCUGAUGGCUCUUCUGAAAACUGCUCAAGUUAGAUACCAAUAAAAAAGGGAAAGUUAAAUGCCACUGAUCAGCAAUAGAAGACUUAAUCAAGGGGUCUCCAUAUAAAGAAAUUCUAUCACUGAAACGAUAAGUCCCAUAAUCGGAAAAAGUGUUAGUGUCAAAUGUUAAACCAAUUAACACGUUGAUGGACAACAACGACUAUAGACGUCUAUUUUCCAUUAAUGUAGCUUAUACAUUUGACGCAGUGUCCGUCAACGUGUUAACCAGUAAAAGUUUACUACAAAAAUUAACAUAAAUAUAAAUUUGUUAUUCAGGUAUAUGUAUUGUAGCAGGGGAGGCAAGGAUGCUAAAUUUGCAGUUACUAAAGCCUUAUGGGGACCUAUUGGGUUGUGAAUAUUAGGUCCUAAAACAGAAACAGUUAAGUUAUGUUUUCCAUUUUAGUGCUGACUUUCCAUUUUUUAAUUUAAUUUUUAAUUUCCAACAAUCUUUUUCCGAUUGUAGCGCCAUCUAUCCAUAAUUCGAAAAAAUGUCUCGAAUAAAAGUUUUUUGCCAAAUCUGCAAUAAAAAAUAUAUUUAAGAUUUUAAAGUAACCCCUACCCUACCACCGUGGGUGGUCGUGUUUAAUGUUAUUCGAUAGAUGUUUAAAAAAUAUUGGACACGUAUUUUUAGAUUUUUUUUUCGUACCCCCUUAACAAACUCCCCUGUAUUAAGAGUUCAUAUAUGGUAGGGGUACAUUUACAGGGUACAAGGUUUCUUUCUGUGAUUUUUUGACUCGCUCGUGUAACUAAAAAUCUCCUCUUGGACUCCCCUACCAUUACGAAAAAUAUGCCCGAAUGUUUUAAAAAUAAUGUAGUAAUUAGUGGAAACCAAGCAUUAUUUAAUUUCAGAAUAUAUUUUCAAAAAUC
Molecule: messenger RNA, 4244 nt
Organism: Diabrotica virgifera virgifera (western corn rootworm)
Lineage: Eukaryota; Metazoa; Arthropoda; Insecta; Coleoptera; Chrysomelidae
Product: zinc finger protein 91-like
Exons: 3
Coding region: 605-3073 (822 amino acids)
Biological process (GO): regulation of transcription by RNA polymerase II
Cellular component (GO): nucleus
Molecular function (GO): RNA polymerase II cis-regulatory region sequence-specific DNA binding; DNA-binding transcription activator activity, RNA polymerase II-specific
Source: RefSeq, a predicted model, not a curated record